UUAUAUAUCUCCAUACUUCUUCUCCUUCUCCCUCCUCCAAACAACACUUUUCUCUUUCUCUUUCUCUCUCCAUACUUCCAAUUUCUUUCUUUCUUUCUUACCCAAAUAACGUAACCCACUACCCCAAACAAUAAAAAACUUACUUACAUACAUCUUUAUCAUCUUUAUAUAUAGAUAUAGAUAUAUCAAAAGAUCAUAUUAUUAUUAUUAUAUAUUGUUAAUUAAUAAGGGAGUAUUGAAAAUGCGGAUGAGUUGCAAUGGAUGUCGAGUACUACGCAAAGGUUGCAGUGAAGAUUGUAGCAUAAGACCUUGUCUUCAGUGGAUUAAAUCUCCUGAAUCUCAAGCAAAUGCUACUGUUUUUCUUGCCAAAUUUUAUGGUCGUGCUGGUCUUAUGAACCUUAUCAACGCUGGUCCUGAAAACCUCCGUCCUGCGAUAUUCAGGUCACUCUUGUACGAAGCAUGUGGUAGAAUGGUAAAUCCAAUAUAUGGUUCAGUAGGUUUACUUUGGUCAGGUCAAUGGCAGCUUUGUCAAAACGCUAUUGAAGCCGUUUUAAAAGGCGCGCCGAUUACGCCGAUUCCUACUGAAGCCGCCGCUAAUCCACCACCAAUCAAAGGUGCUUAUGACAUCCGCCACGUGUGUAAGGAUGAUCACUCCACAGCUGAAUUGCACCGAGUUAAGCCGAGUCGGAAUCGGUUUAAACGAGUCGGGUCUAAGUCGAAGCCGGCUAAGGUGGCGGCGGAUGCUGCCUCGGCUCUUCAAAUGAUGGCGGCGGCUUCCAAGGUUACUGAGUCAACUCGUCGUGACUCGGACGAGUUGAACGGGGCCGGGUCAAGCACGAGUCAUGACUCUACGGUGAGCCACCAAGAUGAACCUACGAGUACGACGGAUACGAGCUUGUUCUCGAAUGAGGCGACGGUUGAUGCUGCUAUUGCGGCGGGGGGAGAUUAUAGCGAUCACGGUGGUGAUGAUGGUGAGGUGGAGCUCGAGCUUACACUCGGGUUCGGGUUUGACUCGGUUGGGAGGACCGAGUCAAAGAGUGGUGUGAUUAGCCAAGGGAAUGAUCAAGGAUUAUGUGGAUUGGAUUUAGGACUUGUUUAAUUAAUGUUAGAUUUAGAUAUUAAUGAAGGGUUUUUCUUUCUUUUUUUUUCUUUUAAUUUUGGUACCCUUUUGGAAAUGUUUUCCCUUCUUAACAGUUUUGGACUUUUGGUUUUUGGAUGUACAAAAGAAAAAGUUUACAUAUAAGAGAUAGUGAAAAAGGGCACAUGUAUUAUAUAUUAAAAGAGAAAUUUGGGAUA
Beta vulgaris subsp. vulgaris (sugar beet) is the source of this 1296-nucleotide messenger RNA. Its product is annotated as LOB domain-containing protein 41. The transcript has 2 exons. NCBI's taxonomy places the organism in Eukaryota, Viridiplantae, Streptophyta, Magnoliopsida, Caryophyllales, Amaranthaceae. Gene Ontology annotation, biological process: regulation of gene expression. The coding region runs from base 242 to 1099 and encodes 285 amino acids. The record is from RefSeq and is a predicted model, not a curated record.